CUUCACAAUCACGCAUCUCUUUCCCACUCCAUCACUCACUGUCCUUCUAUAUAAUGGAGAAACGAAGUAUAUGUGGCCAAUUGCUUCCCCAAUAUCAAAACGCAUUAGUAACUAGGAAGGAACUAGCAAGCCUUCAUGAAAGCUACUAAGCCAUCAGCUUCAUUGCUUCUGUUUCUUCUUCUGGUUCUGGCUCUGGUUCUAUCAUCUUCCAUGGCGGUGGAGAUUCAAGGAGGAUCCAGAGGCGGCCUCGGCAGCAGACCUGGCGAUUCUAGAGGAGUGGAGUGGAAGAGGGUGAAUCAUGGAAGCCUACGUGGAGGGCAGGCUCACAUUGCUAAUCCAACUCUUCGUGAUCAACCUGCAGCAUUUUAUCACCUUCCUAAGUUGGUUGUUUAGCUGUAGCUAGCUUUCUUGAUCACAUAUUGGGUCUUUGAGGUUGUGAGAGUAUUAUAGCCUUCUCACAUGUGCAACUUUGUUCUUUCCUUUUGGUGCAAGUCUGAAGUCUCAAUAAUAUUAUACCAGUUUGCAAUGUCUUAUAUAUUGGUUCACUACUCGCAAUAGAAUCUUACAACCGUAACUGAGGUUAAGGAUGUUAACGUAGAUUCGAACCCAACACUUAAUUCUUAGCUGAUAGAAUCUUUAGAGUAUGACGAAAGAGGAGGGGAAUGACAAGAAAGGAGAAACAUAGCUCGAACAGAGACUUAGAAGUUGUGGUGUUGUCUUGGAUGCAGUCAGGUUACAGUUAUGUAUUUUCAUCUCCUGUACUUGGCGUUAACUUUGGUGUUCUAAUGUGUUUCAAGCUAAAAAGCAAGCACUCAAUUUCCAAGGAUCCCUUUGCAUAAAUUGGCAUUUGAUAGCUUGAUAAUCAUACUAGUAUGCAAUCCAAUAAGAGAGUGUCUAUUACAGAAAUUAGCAAACACAUCAUUCAAUAUUGUAACUGCUGAUCACGUAAAAUGCUGACAACAAUUUUUCAGCACAAUAGGGAGCUGAACUUUUGUGACAGAUUUUACAAUCAGCAAAAGGUUCAAUUUUUACACUAUACACUGUAUUAAAUAUACAAUGAGGAGCAGAGAGCAACGUUUAAUCUGUAGGACAACCACCAAGUCUUCUUCUAGAUUCCAGAAGCAUUACAUUCUUCCAGCAGCUUGAGUAGAUUAUGUUCAGGGGCACUGACAGAUGGUAGAAUCAAGCGAUUUGAUGAGCGCAUGGGAGGCGGUCGAGGAGAGCCUGCAGAUUCGGGUUCAGGAGUGUCACCACCAUCUUCUCUCAUCACUGGCAAGUCGUUUCGCCUUCUCACGGUUGCAGAUACCCUCUCUUUCCAUAUUCUCCCAUCCUGAAGAUCAUUUAUGUCAACUCAUAGUUAGAGAAUUUCAAAAGCUCUGAACUUGAAAAGAAUCAAUGGAAGGAUACAUAGUUGUACAUCAUAUAUAAUGUUAGCAUAGUCUUAUAUUAACGUCUUGGUGCAAUAUCUUCGUGGAUGAUAUAUCAAGCAACCAGUGAAGAUUUCUCUACUGAACAAUUCUGAAACGGACCCCUUUCAGUCUCCCUAUCAUAAAAGAUUGCUUAUGGG
Molecule: messenger RNA, 1567 nt
Organism: Linum trigynum
Lineage: Eukaryota; Viridiplantae; Streptophyta; Magnoliopsida; Malpighiales; Linaceae
Source: the annotation of a GenBank genome assembly